Setaria italica (foxtail millet) is the source of this 916-nucleotide messenger RNA. RefSeq names its product 21.9 kDa heat shock protein. Bases 82 to 723 code for a protein of 213 amino acids. Gene Ontology annotation, biological process: response to heat; protein folding; response to hydrogen peroxide. NCBI's taxonomy places the organism in Eukaryota, Viridiplantae, Streptophyta, Magnoliopsida, Poales, Poaceae. The record is from RefSeq and is a predicted model, not a curated record. The transcript has a single exon.
UCUUUGCCCAGCAUCCACACGAGCACGAACAAGGAAUCAAAAGAUCCACCAAGCGCACGAACACUUCGAUCGAUCAGGCUGAUGACAAUGGCCGCUGCGUCUAGGAAGGCGUCAGUUCCGGGAACCUCCGUCCUCGCGGCGGUGGCGGUGGUAACGGUGCUGCUGGUGCAGGCCACGCCCGCAGCGGCGCUGGUGCCGUACGGGCGUGGGCUGAUGUGGGACCUGCUCGACGAUCCGUUCCGGGUGCUCGAGCAGUCGCCGUUCUCGGCCCCGGCGACGUCGCCACCGAGGGUGACGGGCGGCAGCGAGGCGGGGCUUGCCGGAGUGGCGCUGGCGCGGUGCGACUGGAAGGAGACCCCCGAUGCGCACGUCAUCUCGGUGGACGUGCCCGGGGUGCGGCGUGAGGACGUGAAGGUCGAGGUGGAGGAGAACAGCCGGGUGCUCCGAAUCUCCGGCGAGCGGCGGGCCGACGAGGAGAAGGACGGCGAGCGGUGGCACCGCGCCGAGCGCGCCGCGGGGCGGUUCUGGCGAAGGUUCCGGAUGCCCGCCGGAGCCGACGUCGACCGCGUGUCCGCCAGGCUGGAGAGCGGCGUGCUCACCGUAACCGUGCCCAAGGUCGCCGGGCACCGCGGGCGGGAGCCGCGCGUCAUCAGCAUCGCCGGCGGCGAUGAUGGCGGUGCGGAGGAGGCGGCGGAGGUCAAGGCGUCCAAAGCCGAGAUGUGAGCGUACGUGGCGUUGUAUUUUGCGUUCGCCUCUGUACGUCUGAUGAGACGCUUCCAUUGAUGUGUUGGCGUGCCGUGUUCCUGCGCGCGUUGACCGUGUUUAUGUGUUUGUUGUGUACGAGCACGAUCAUCUUGUCCGCCCUAUUAUCGUAUACUCCCUCGUUCAAGAAAAAUUGCAAUUCUAAAAUUCUCGC